Molecule: messenger RNA, 1157 nt
Organism: Ruditapes philippinarum (Manila clam)
Lineage: Eukaryota; Metazoa; Mollusca; Bivalvia; Venerida; Veneridae
Exons: 2
Coding region: 1-651 (216 amino acids)
Source: RefSeq, a predicted model, not a curated record
AUGUCGGGUACGACAGCUUCUCAAUGGGAGUCCCUCAUGGCCGAGGUGAUGUGGCGCAGUGUCGUGAAAGGAAACGUAUAUUCCUUUUUUGACUUCAUCAAGGAAAUCUAUCCUCUUGACAAGCCAUCAGUAUAUACCUACAGCACUCCACUGUUUGAUUCAUGGACAGGUUCAGAUACAGAAAACGAGAAAAUGGAACCUGCAUUUUCAUAUGCCAAUUCGGAAUCCGAAACAGAGAAUGAAUCUGACAUGGAAGAUUAUGGACAAGAAAGACAUUAUCCAUCUUGUGAGAACGAAACUAGCACUUCGGGUGAGGGACAAGAUAGAAAUAAUUCGUCUUUAGAAAGAACUUUAACUGCAACAUGUGAAGAUCCACUUAAUACAACCUUGACUGAUAGUCCAACAAUUUGCGGAUUUUCAGGGUUUCCAACACAUGUUGAGCAAAAGAACAACUUAACACUUGAUACAACAAUAAAUUAUAGUGAGUUGAAUAUGAAUAAGAAAAGUAAAACUGACAAUGUGUGUGCCCCAUCUGGCUUUGUACAGGUGAAAGUUGAUGGAAAGAAAAAGAAAAGAAAACUUGUAAAAUCAAAAAAACCAUCACUACCGACAUUACGAUCAGACUGGUCAUCAGAUGACGAUUUUGCAUGAAUUAAUUGAUAUUAAUAAUUUAUUUUCUUUUGACAUUAUGCCCAAAUUUGGCGUCAUUUAGACAUGAAAUGGCGAAAUCAUCAAGUUUUGAACAGCAGUGGUCAUAACGUUAAAUGUAGAAAUAUGACGUUCGUUAAAAAACUGAAAAUGUGUGCGAUUGUUAAACUUUGUCAACAAAUUGGCUAUACUCCUUCAGAUACAUACGAAAACAUAAACUUAACACAGAACAAUUAAUCGGCUAUCAGGAUACUCGUUCUCAGCUUGCGCAAGUUAUUCAAAAACUGCACAUACGAGAUCACAAACAUGAAAGGAUGAGAAUGAUAGCGGGAAAUCGACGGGACGUUAGUGACGUCAACUGAAAAAGCGCUACAAAAUGAUCGACGGUAAACAGUCCACGAACUGUCCCACAUGUUUGAUUUUUUGCAUCGGAUCUAUUGAUUCAGUUCUGCCAAAUGAUUUGUUUCAAACAAAAUUCUCUUUCAUUUAACUAGAUAUACGUGUUAUCA